Rhinichthys klamathensis goyatoka is the source of this 1730-nucleotide messenger RNA. It is a transcript of the gene gpr37l1b, whose product is annotated as G protein-coupled receptor 37 like 1b. The record is from RefSeq and is a predicted model, not a curated record. The coding region runs from base 44 to 1513 and encodes 489 amino acids. Gene Ontology annotation, biological process: positive regulation of MAPK cascade; adenylate cyclase-inhibiting G protein-coupled receptor signaling pathway. The transcript is spliced from 2 exons. Gene Ontology annotation, molecular function: G protein-coupled peptide receptor activity. Gene Ontology annotation, cellular component: plasma membrane; signaling receptor complex. NCBI's taxonomy places the organism in Eukaryota, Metazoa, Chordata, Actinopteri, Cypriniformes, Leuciscidae.
GUAGUUUCCUCUGAUUUGUAUAUUACUGGACUUUGAAUUGAAGAUGGGGAGUAGAUAUUAUAAACUGAUUUAUUUUAUGACUCUUACUUUGCUUCUGAGUGCUUGGGCUUCAGAAGAAAAAAGAGGAAGGCCAGGGCAGAAUGAGGAAGACAAGACAUCCGUAGGAGAGGAUAGUUUUGAUCAAGAUGAUUCACAAGAAAGCACGCAGCAAGAAGAACUCCUCACUCUGGAAUAUGAAGAUAAAGGAUCCAUGGGCACACAAACUACAAGUCAUUUGCCCUUCACAGAUGUGCCCAAUUCUUCACUGGCUGAAAUUGGAAACAGCACUGACAUGACUGCUAAACAUGUCCCUAGUAGCAAUCCAACAAAAAGGAGCAUCACAAAAAUCCACAAUCCUUUGUUUCCCGUCACUGACAGCUCUUACAGCGCCUAUGGGAUUCUCUUUCUGGCUUUUGUGGUGUUUGCCUUCGGCAUCGUGGGUAAUCUGGCGGUAAUGUGCAUUGUUUGGCAAAAUUACUUCAUGAGGAGCGCAUGGAACUACUUUCUUGCGAGUCUGGCUUUUUGGGAUUUUCUGGUGUUGUGCUUCUGUUUGCCUGUGGUGGUCUUUAACGAACUCACCAAUAAGAGACUGCUGGGGGAUUUCUCUUGCAGAGUUGUGCCUUACAUAGAGGUAACAUCUCUUGGUGUGACAACCUUCAGUCUGUGUGCUUUGGGCAUUGACCGUUUCUACGCUGCCACAAGCUCCCUGCCAAAGGCCCGGCGAAUUGAGCGCUGUCAGAAGGUCCUGGCCAAGCUGGCCGUGGUGUGGAUUGGCUCCAUGGUGCUUGCAGCUCCUGAGCUGCUCCUGUGGCAGCUGCAUCAGGUGACUUCACCUACUCUUGGUGACCAAGUGGACACCUGCAUCAUGAGUCCAUAUCCAGAUCUCCCUGAAUCCAUCUAUUCUCUCAUUAUCAACUACCACGACGCACGCAUGUGGUGGUACUUUGGCUGUUACUUCUGUCUACCUGUUGUCUUCACCCUGCUCUGUCAACUGGCCACCUGUCACGUGUCCGGCGGGAGCGGAAGUUCUCCCAAGCGGCCAGAGGAGCGAUCCCUGUCCAAAAAACAAAAGCUUCAUCACGCUCAUCAGGUCGAACGGCAGCUCAACUGCACAGUCAUGGCUCUAGCGGUGGUCUAUGGUGUCUGUACGCUGCCGGAGAACGUUUGUAAUCUGACCCUGGCGUACGCUCCCAUCCAGGUGUCUGAGGAGGUGUCUUCUCUUCUGGCCCUCAUAAACCAGUUUUUCCUGUUCUUUAAGUCAUCCGUGACGCCAGUGCUGCUGCUUUGCCUGUGUAAAUCUCUGGGACAGGCCUUCAUGGACUGUUGCUGCUGCUGCUGUGAAGAAUGCCAACCAAGCAACUCUUCAUCCACCCAAAAUGUCGCUGAAGGCAAGCUCAAGACCACAAAUGAUGUCUCCUCCAUUUUUUUCGACAAAGCCAAGGACAGUUCAACCAUUUUGUCUAUUGGAAGUUGAGUAGGGGGAUCCUGUCCCUAAGUGAUGACAUCAUGGAACCACACUUGCAACAUAUCUUCUUCCCAUCGUCCACAAGUGGCCAUCUUUACAUUUGCAGUUCUUACUGUUAUGUUGGAGCAAGUUAGCAUUGUUCUGAUCUGAGGCCAGUUUGAAAUUCUACAUGGUUUAAUUACAUUCUAAGCUUGGCAUCUAAAGACUAAUUCAUUCUUAGUUAUGA